CUUAGGUAAAAUUAAACUCAUUUGAAGUUCGCUAAUAUGUUUCAUUUUCAAACCAUUAAAAUGUCGUUUGGACAUAAGCCAGAUAUUGUUUCAACAUUAAAGGUAAACCAGUACAGGGAUGGACUCUCCGGUAAUUUAUAUUUUUUAAAUUAAUUUCUGACCGUCACAAAAUGUCGGUAGAAAUAAUUUUGCUAUACUAAAUUAUUGCAGAAUAAAAGUUGUUUUAGCCAGUUUAACAAUCAUACCAACCAAUUAUAGUAAUUUGUCACAUAUACUAUAUAAUUCAUUAUACAAAGUAUUGAAGUCUAGUUCGAAAUGUUUUUAAAGUGUGCCCUGAUACUUAAUUUCUAAAAUUGAUUAUUUAAAUACGACCCUGUUCACAAAUCCAUCACUAUUUCACUAUUGAGCUUCGUGACGUAGAAUCUGGCGGCGUUUCUGCGCGCGGUCAUUGUCAAAUCUAUAUUCAUACAUCCCAUACAUCCGUAUUUAGUUGCCAUUCGAGAGACGUAAUACUUGGAGGGAAAUUUGAUUGAAAACAAAGUUUGGUAUAUUUUAUAUUAUAAAAUGGAAAACAAUUUAGUAAAUUCAAUAUUAAUUUUAUAUAAGGAAAGAAAUUGGAGAUCUAUAGUGUCAGAAUAUCAUGAUCAUCCAGACAGAAGUAAAUUAUUAUGGGUCUUUCCUGACGAGAAGAAUUUUGACUUUUUACGAGAUGGUGUUAUUGAUAAUGGAUGCGAUAGUAUUAUAAGUGUUGGAUGUGGUAGUGGACUUUUAGAAUGGAUGAUUAUUGAAGCAACUGGUUUACCUGUAACAGGGAUUGAAGUUGACAGUGCUUGGUGGCAAUGCAAAUAUGCACCACCAACAUUUAUUCCAUUAAUUUUAACAUCUCCAACAAUAGAUAACUCAACAUCAUCUUUAUUGCAAAAUGCGAAAACUAGUGCUUUGCUAUUCUGUUAUUUUAAUAGUCGUAUAGCAUUCGAUGAAUAUUUGAAGCAUUACUCAGGACAUCUGCUAGUGAUUAUUGGUCCAGGUUAUGGUAAAGGAGUACAUACAGAUCCAUCGCCAUUUGACGAUCUGGGAGAAGAAUGGAUAUUAUAUAAAUCACAGGAAGUUAGGAAUAGUAAAGAUUACAUCGCUUUUUAUAAAAGAUUGAAAAAGAACGAAAGUAAUUAUACGAAUGGUUUUUAAUAAUAUUUUAGUUUCAUUUUGUAUUGAUGUAUGUGACCCAAGUCCAUCCCUGUUUCAUACAGGACCAAACAUUAAUGUAUUUUUUUAAAAGUUUGAUUGAAACGAUUUUAUUAAACUAUCUAUAACAGUCUU
Messenger RNA from Papilio xuthus (Asian swallowtail), 1317 nucleotides. RefSeq lists its product as uncharacterized. The record is from RefSeq and is a predicted model, not a curated record. Lineage: Eukaryota; Metazoa; Arthropoda; Insecta; Lepidoptera; Papilionidae. The transcript is spliced from 2 exons. The coding region runs from base 565 to 1185 and encodes 206 amino acids.